CCAACUGUAUACAUACAGAUAUUACUUGACACAUAUCAUUUACCUGCUUUGGGUUAGAAAUAUUAACUAUAAAACAGCAUUUUUCCAUUUAUUUAAUACUAAUACAGAAUUUGUUAAAAUGCCUUACGCUAAUCAACCGUCAGUUCACAUUUCGGACUUAACCGAGGAGAAUGUAAAAUUUCAAGUUGAAGACACCGAGUUAAGUGUAGCGAAUAGUAUGAGACGCGUGUUUAUUGCUGAAACGCCUACUAUGGCUAUCGAUUGGAUUCAAUUAGAAGCUAAUUCGACGGUUUUAAGUGAUGAAUUUUUGGCUCACAGAAUCGGUAUGAUACCAUUGAUUAGUGACGACGUUGUUGAUAGGAUACAAUAUACAAGAGACUGUCAAUGUAUGGAUUUUUGUCCAGAAUGUAGCGUAGAAUUUACCCUCGAUGUGAAAUGUACAGAGGAUCAAACAAGACAUGUAACUACAGCAGAUUUUAAGUCCAGUGACCCUCGUGUUCUUCCUGUUACAUCCAGACACAGAGAAGAUGAUGCUAGCGAAUAUGGAGAAACAGAUGAGAUACUAAUAGUAAAGCUACGUAAGGGACAAGAGUUAAAAUUAAGAGCAUACGCGAAAAAAGGCUUUGGAAAGGAGCAUGCAAAGUGGAACCCAACUGCAGGAGUGAGCUUCGAAUAUGAUCCAGACAAUUCUAUGAGGCACACUCUGUUCCCAAAACCUGACGAAUGGCCGAAAUCAGAAUAUAGCGAAUUAGAAGAAGAUCAAUAUGAAGCACCAUUUAAUUGGGAAGCUAAACCAAACAAAUACUACUUUAAUGUCGAAAGCAGUGGUGCUCUGAAACCUGAAAACAUUGUAAUGAUGGGUAUUGCAGCAUUAAAGAACAAAUUGUCUAAUUUACAGACACAGUUGAGUCAUGAAGUUCAAAGUGAUGCUUUGAGCAUUCAUCAUUAAAGGAAUUCAUAAAAUUAAUAUUUUUAAAACCAAAUCAUUUCCAGUCAUCCUUCAUAAAAUAAAAUCUUCAUCAGAAUAA
Messenger RNA from Megalopta genalis, 1028 nucleotides. RefSeq names its product RNA polymerase III subunit RpII33 (gene RpII33). Gene Ontology annotation, biological process: transcription by RNA polymerase II. Gene Ontology annotation, molecular function: protein dimerization activity. Gene Ontology annotation, cellular component: RNA polymerase II, core complex. Lineage: Eukaryota; Metazoa; Arthropoda; Insecta; Hymenoptera; Halictidae. The record is from RefSeq and is a predicted model, not a curated record.